Echinostoma caproni is the source of this 363-nucleotide messenger RNA. The record is from the annotation of a GenBank genome assembly. NCBI's taxonomy places the organism in Eukaryota, Metazoa, Platyhelminthes, Trematoda, Plagiorchiida, Echinostomatidae.
AUGGAAGUCUCAUUGACAUGCCAAGUUUGUUGUAACAAUCCCCAUAAGUACACAUGCCCAAGGUGUGAGAUGCAUACUUGUUCUUUGGCUUGUUGCCUUGAACACAAACAGAAAUUUUCUUGCACUGGCGUUCGAGAGCCAGUGGUUUACUAUCGCCGAAAUGAGUACGGAACUUUUGCAUUCCAGCAGGAUUAUCAUCUACUAGAGGAGAUCGAUCGGAAAAAUAACACUCCUCAUUAUAAACGAACUCAUAUGCUGUAUAUUUCGAAUAAUCGUUUGCUGAAACACAACAUCUACGGUUUUAUGCGACAGGAUGAAGGAAACAACGUUGAGGUGAUCAGAUUAUGUGGUGAUGAUAUAUGA